Messenger RNA from Neurospora hispaniola, 1981 nucleotides. RefSeq lists its product as uncharacterized. Bases 298 to 1713 code for a protein of 471 amino acids. NCBI's taxonomy places the organism in Eukaryota, Fungi, Ascomycota, Sordariomycetes, Sordariales, Sordariaceae. The transcript is spliced from 3 exons. The record is from RefSeq and is a predicted model, not a curated record.
CGCUCCAAAUCCAAUACUGCCUGUACGCGCUAUUGGUUUCCUUCCAGUCGAUACAGACGGCUUCGGCAGUCGACAUGCAUGUACCUCCACAUCUGAGAUGUUAUAACAUCUUGCUCUUUCACUCGAGUCAGUCUCUUGACUCUCUCGGGAUACCUACCAUACAAUUUGUUGUUUCGCACACACCAUCUUUUUUCAACCGCUACUUGCCAUAUGCUUUCGGCAUGGAGGUGAUCGAAGCAAUAACCGCUGUCCACGGCGUUGCCAAACUGGCAUACCUUCUUGCAUCCACGAUAUACGAUGUUGCGAAGGUUGCAAAGGACUCGGGCGCUGUUUUCCAGCAACUCGACACUGAAGUCAACUCUCUCAAAGUUUUUCGUCAGUUUAGUCGAACAAGUCGAAUCAGACAUCACCUCACGAUGUGGCCAGAACCCAGAUCCCAACGCUGUCGAGACGUCACAGGCCCUAUGGCCGUUUGGUCUAUUGAAGGAAGAAUGUGAUGAACCAACCACACUCAUUGAGCCUCAGCUCCAAAAGAUCCACCAAUACCGAAGCGACAUGGCGAAUGAUUCUGAAUUUGGGCGUCAACUGUUUACAGCAAUGAAAAUCAGGUUCAGACUCGUUCCUAAGAUUCACGAUCUGUACCCAAGGAUCGAGAGACUCAAAACAAGCUUGCUGUUAGCGACGGCAACCAUCCAAACCUUGCAAAAUGAAGCAGGAGCGGGACAGUUAGAAAGGAUUGAACGCGCUACAGAAGAGAUACGAACCCUUCUACGCCCUCAUCCUGCCAAAUCCCGUAACAGAACCUCUCGCACCAGCCUUUCGACUUCAAAUAGUCAAUUGUCCUUCCAGAGCUUUAUUUUGGACCGGGCCCCGUCCUUGCGCAUAGAAGCAAUUCUGGGUUUCAAAGGCAUCUCUGCAGAUCGUGAUACAGUCGAAACGCCGCUUCAAACAUCCGAUAGUAUCAUUUCUUUGCCUAUCAGCGGACGAAGAUCGAUCGACAGCUCCAAGUGGGCUUUUCCCAAAAGUAGCUACUCGUCAACGGUAUCGUUCGCCACUGCACCGGAAGUCCAGCUAAGCCAUAACCCGAGAGAUUUCUAUUCUACGUCUGCACAGCUCGGCAACAUAAGAGACCAUACGGAGGCACAGAGAUACCAGCAUGGAGGACUAGGAACGGAUCUCGCGGAAGGACUUGGCGUUUCUCUUGUGCCUGCUCUGGGUGCAUACGACGUACCACGCCUUAAUCAGGAGCUACCCGAAUCGUCGAAGGAGGCCCGUGAACAGUUGAAUGGGGAAGUUAUGCCCUUCCAAGUAUUCAGCAAUCAGCUAGAGACGGAUGGCCUUUCACCCAGGCUUGUAAUGAGAUACAUGCGGGAGCACAACGUAAUAGAACGCAUCCUGGCAAUGGCGGAAAAGCUACAAGUCGAUGGCCAGAUACAACUGGACAAGGUAGCAAGGUUGAGAUCUGAGAUCGAAAGCAGCAACCGUGCCCGGCGCUUAUUUGCCCUCAUCGUAUUGAAAGUGCUGAGGAACUACAAGAGGCCAAAGAUUGCGCUCCUAUUAGCUCGGGGAAAAUACGUCAAGUCUGCUCUCGACCUAGUUGAUCCGUUAUUGGAGUUUCAGAGGCUUCGUUAUUCAAGUGCAUCGUUGCAAGGUCACAAAGCGGACUCAAACGACUUUCCAGACAACUUGUCGAAAAGUGUGUCCGUAUCAUAGGCGACGUCAAAAGUUCGAGGUUCUUUCAUUCCAUAUCUGCACCGGAAAGCCAAGACCCUGAUCCAAUCACGAUACUCUGUUACGUUGCUUCCAGCAUGCUCAACGCGGGCAGAGCUCCUCCACCUGCUGGUCCAUCCAGCCUCUGCUCAUCCUGAUACCCAUCUCCCUACAAUCCCGCAGAUUUAUGGCCCAAUUUCCCACCUCCAAACAUGGUUCGACGUGCGAUUCUCGAGAACUCCAGCCCACAUGAAUCCUGGACCGAAAGAAA